This is a messenger RNA of Lottia gigantea (owl limpet), 1221 nucleotides long. RefSeq lists its product as hypothetical. Lineage: Eukaryota; Metazoa; Mollusca; Gastropoda; Lottiidae. The transcript has 10 exons. The coding region runs from base 111 to 1082 and encodes 323 amino acids. The record is from RefSeq and is a predicted model, not a curated record.
CAUUGAUGAAAGAACGUGGAAGGAAUACUUAAUGUAUUUAGUUGAAUCUUGAUUGAAGUUACAGGUAUUGUUCAAAACAUCAUUUAAGGAUGAUAUGAAAGAAUGAGAAUAUGAUACGCCUAUUAAUCUUGUAUUCCAUAGUGUUGUGUUUCCUGAAUAUUGAUCUAACGAGAUCAACUAGUUCUAACGACUAUCAGUCUUGCAAUGUUUCCUGCUCGACCCAAGAUGAAACAUGCAAAUCUAAAAUCGAGUACCAUUACUGUUUAAAGACUAAGACUGGUGGAACAGAUAUUGAUUGUGGUCAAGAACUGAACGAAACGGAGGAAUAUAUUUGUGAGAACUGUGACUGGUCGAAUUCUGAGGGCUUGAAACCAGAUGAAUUGGAUGCAGUUUUAGAAUGUUCACAGCCAUUUUUGAAUCACGGUUUAGGAAUGGCAACUCCAAAGGAGAAUUGUGGGUACAUUCUCGAUUAUUUAGAAUGUAGAAGUGAAACCGAAGUAAAUAUUGAGUGUAAAAACACACAAGGUAUUGGCAGCCCACCAAGUUAUAAAGACUUAAAUAGAAUGGCUUUCAGUCUAUGCUCAGGAGCUAAUGGUUCUUUAUAUACAACAUGUGACCGAUUUCUGGAAGAGUAUAAAAAGAUAUUUGUGGUCGAAGAAGUGGAAUUCGUGAUGAAAUUAUCAGACGGACGUUGGUGGUGCCAUAGUUUUAUGAAAGUACUAGAAGCUGCUGGUAUAGUUACACAAGGAUCUGAUUGUGAAAUCUUAGAUUAUGAUUCGCUAAGUAGAAAUUUAUCAUUGAAAUAUCAAGGCAACUGGACAGAAUACUGCUACAUUCCUCAGGAAUCAUCGCCUUCUACAACAGCAGCAUCAUCACCAACUCAUACAUCAUCAACCUAUACACCAUCAACUUUCAGAUCAACGGCUUUACCUUCUACUAACUUGACCAAUUCAACCACUUCUGAUCACACUGAAAUUACAACGCCCAAGAAGAUGAAAGAACGAAACGAUGGGAAACCAAGUACUUCCUCUGGAUAUGUCUGUCUACUAGCUUAUGUUCUUGUCGCUGUGAUAUCAAAAUGAUGCUAUAUGUCUACACACGCCGCUGUACAUAGCUUUUAUAUAUAUUUAUACAAUGUUUAUAUUUUAUACUAUAGAGAUAGUAAAAGAUAAAGUGUAUUGAAUGAUUCAGUGACAUUGCUAGUAAAGGUUGUCAAAUAGU